UGUUUAGAUGGUGAAAUCUGUAGCGUUGCUGAUGGUGGUCCUAAAUGCUUUUGUCCUGAUGGCUUUGGUGGUGCGUCUUGUAAAACAAAAUUAAAUUCAUGUGUCUCAAAUCCUUGUCAGAACGGUGGUUUAUGCUUGGAAACCUCGUCUGGAUUUAGAUGUGAAUGU
Molecule: messenger RNA, 168 nt
Organism: Lottia gigantea (owl limpet)
Lineage: Eukaryota; Metazoa; Mollusca; Gastropoda; Lottiidae
Exons: 1
Source: RefSeq, a predicted model, not a curated record